AUGGGUCAGUGCCAAUGCAGCGUCCCCAGUGUGGAAGAAGAGGAAUCAGCGCGCCAAUUCCGAGCCCUGUUUCCCCAGAACAAUCUGGUGGGUCGAUUCGAGAUGAAGGACUUUGUGGCAUCUCGUGCCGAACUAUGGGCCAUGUUAAGUGUGAACCUGAAUCUGAGUGAAAGCGUCUGUCAAGUUACCGCCACUCGAGUGGCCAUGGAGUUGACAAGUGGAUUGGAGGGAGACGCGGCGCUCAACGCCGAGAUUACCGAAGCGCAGUUUCAUGCCUUUCGAUGUCGGUAUAUGCUAGAUGGCAAGGGCGCACAAGAAUUCUUUCAUCGUUGUGUCUUUGCAUCGUUUGACGCCGACUGCAGUCACUGUCUGGAUGCGGCCGAACUGGAUACCUUUUUGGAUACGUUUUAUGGAUCCGGGUCCAUUUUCCAAGGAGAUGCCAGAUUACCACCCAAAGAAGAACUCAAACAGAGAAUACUCAGCAAUAGCAAUGGUGGAGAUCAGCUGACCUUUGAGGAAAUCAGAGAUGUCUUGAGAGGAAAUACUACCAAAAAGAACACGACAACCACCACAAACUCUUCUACUCCGUCGACCUCAACAGUGGACCCCAACAAUAAUAACAACAAUAACUCCAAACAUCCGACAACACAGUCAUUACACGACACCAAUAUUAUCAACGACAAAACUAACAAAGAACCGGAAGAAACACCAGAGACUCCUGGCGACUUGGCACCGCCGUCCAAGGAGAUGAGUGCGAAGGAUAAGGAUGAACCCGAACAGACGCCAGAGGUGCAACCCUUUGAAGCUACGUUCGAGACUACCUUUGAAACCAACUUUGAAACCAUGACGACGGAUGAUAACAACAACAAUAAACCUCCAUCUCCAACACAGCCACGAAAACCACGACAACGCAAGUCUGUCAAGGGCGACCGUGGCAAGUCCAGGUCGCGAUCUCCUUCCGCAAGAACGCCCCGAAGAACACAGAGUGGACGAUCCACGUCACCCUCCGCACGAAAACGAACGGGCAACAAAUCCAGGUCGCCUUCGGCACGAACGCGACGAACCAGUUCUCGUCCGACUGCUUCUGGCAGUAGUGAGGAGCUUAGCAAUAGGAGUGGACACGGCGGGAAAUCCAAAUCACCGUCAUCCUCCAGAGGUCUUGGCAGUAGUGAAGAACAACUCUCCAAUAGGAGUGGUCAUGGCGGAAAAUCCAAAUCACCGUCAUCCUCCAGAGGUCUUGGCAGUAGCGAAGAACAACUCUCCAAUAGGAGCGGCCAUGGCGGAAAAUCCAAAUCACCAUCAUCCUCCAGAGGUCGAAAAUCGGUUGGCGGUAAUAGUGAAGAACAACUCUCCAAUAAAAGCGGUCAUGGCGGAAAAUCCAAAUCACCUUCGGCCACGGGUCGAAGAUCCAUGCGCCCCAUUCCAACAUCCGGCAGUGAAGAACGAAAAGCUGGCCGAUCGAGAUCGCCGUCGUCGAGGACCCGGAAAUCCAUCCGGGCGUCCAAGUCGUUUGACGAAAGCCACGUCAGUAUGAGCAGUGGAGGUACUCGCCAAGGAAAACCCAAACGUCGACAUUCCACCAAUCAAGCCAAGAGGAACGCUUCCAAAUCACCCAAGCGACCGGCCACGGAAACGACAACGAAAAGCAGCCCGGAACGGCAGUAA
Messenger RNA from Seminavis robusta, 1665 nucleotides. The record is from the annotation of a GenBank genome assembly. Lineage: Eukaryota; Bacillariophyta; Bacillariophyceae; Naviculales; Naviculaceae.